AUGGUCAGCGGCCCGGUCGGUGAGAACACCAGAGUCUACAUCGCCGCUGCCAACACUGCCGGCAUCUCCGGUGGCAAGGACAUUCCUGCUGUCUGCACAAACUGGGGAAUCUACCAGUAUGUGGACAUUCUGUUCGAUCCCAUCAACCCCAAAUUUGUCGCCAGCAAGGUCUCGCGCUACUCUGAAGCCCUCAACAUGACCCUGCAGACCCUCACUCCAGGCGCCGGUGGUGACAAAUGUUCUGACCCCUGGGAUAGACUCAACAAGGCCAAGAGUAGGGCUCGCUGUAAGGUUCUUUUCGUGCUGAGUCGGUGA
Messenger RNA from Fusarium oxysporum Fo47, 315 nucleotides. RefSeq lists its product as uncharacterized. Bases 1 to 315 code for a protein of 104 amino acids. The transcript has 2 exons. Lineage: Eukaryota; Fungi; Ascomycota; Sordariomycetes; Hypocreales; Nectriaceae. The record is from RefSeq and is a predicted model, not a curated record.